GAAUUUCUUGUCAUUGUUCGUUUUGCUAGAAUCAAUUCCUAACUGGAGAUUUCAGCAGGCGCUUUCACGACUCGGAGACUAUGUCUUUGGGUAUGCUGGCACCACUGACGGGUUUCUGUGAGUCUUCUCUUGCUUUGAGAGGAUGUUAAUAUCUGGUUGCGAUUUUGGCUCUACACAUCUCGGUGCAGAAGGUCUCGUGGUAUUACGCCUUCGAACACAUUGGCUCCUCUAACAAAUUCCGUCCAAGCCUCUUGUUUAGAAGCAUGUUGACGUCUGGAGCUCCUAGCUCUACACAUGUAGGUGCGUGGUCUCUCCUUUUCUCUUUCCAAGUGCUCACUCUGCCGCUCGAAUAUGCCAAUUCUACCCGGCAGGAAAAUAUGACCACGAAAGACGAUCUGAUCUCCACCAUUUCCAGCGAAGCCCACCAUUUGUCAACGAGCAUGUUCUCGGCCACGGACAAUGUUUUUACGCAAACACUUUCCCACAAGCUCUCAAUUCUUGGAAGUAUUGUUGUGCGUAACGUUUCAUCACUGACUUUGUCCGUUCGACAGCGUGCAAGUCAUUAGAAAAGAGUUUGUGUGUGUAACGCGACGAAACAGCAGCCUUACCGUUUUCGGAAGCAUCACCUUAUACAGCAAACGAGUAUCCCUCAACGACGGGAGCAGACAUUUCCAUCGAACCACAGCAUCGGUAGCCUUGAGUUAGUCAAUGAUCAGCAAUUCUAAGGCUCCAGAGUUUCGAGAUACCAACCCUUCUUUUCUCAACUUUUCUAGCGCCC
Aureobasidium subglaciale EXF-2481 is the source of this 778-nucleotide messenger RNA. RefSeq lists its product as uncharacterized. Bases 264 to 566 code for a protein of 100 amino acids. The transcript has a single exon. Lineage: Eukaryota; Fungi; Ascomycota; Dothideomycetes; Dothideales; Saccotheciaceae. The record is from RefSeq and is a predicted model, not a curated record.